AUGUUUAGAGUAGUGCGUACGAUCCGGUUUUAUUCCACGAACCAGGCCGGCGCCAACGCGAAAACCAAUGUGGCUGGCAUGAUGCCAGAUGCCAAACUGCUCAACCAGAAACUUAAACAGGAGCGGGAUCUGCGGCGAGAAAGAAACAAGCUCGCUCUUUCCUCAAUCAAGGACAUCUUUGCAAUAUUCUCUCCUACCGCAGGAGACGACGACGAGUUUGACACCGCAAAUUUCGAUCCCACGCCCGUGUACAAAAAUCCGGAAACGUAUCUGAAAUUGUCUCUACCAAAACAGCAUUACAUUCUAGAGGAGCUCGAGGACAAGUUCAAACGCAAAUGGACGGGGAUCGACAAAGACAAGAAACGGUUUAUUUAUUGGCUGGCAUAUGGACCCCACGGGCCUCGUGAGGGGUUUGUCACAGAGCAUAGGAAGACUGUGGUUCCAGAGAAGAAAAAGUCGAAUACUCUUCUUGAUCAAAUUAUUGCAGAAACAGAGUCGCAGAAAUAUAAAGUAGAGGUCGAUGAGUACGUGCCGCCAGAUCUGCCGUUCCGCACGCCGUCGGUCCUCAAAUCUGUGAACCCAACCAAAGACACAAUCUUAUCCCCACUACCGCCUCGCGACCCGCGUCUUUUCGGUCCCAAAAGACUCGAGCAGUACAAAAAGGACAGAAAAAUGAACCCGUACAGCCAAUUUGUCCUGGGAUUCCUUAUGGUGCUCACUUUUCUCAACUACCGCAAAGACAGAGAGGUGAACAGCACCGGAAAGGUGCCGGAUUACGAGUAUUUGCAAAACGAUAACCUUUUGCAGAUUGACGACCUUAGUAAAAAACUGGCCCAGGCGGUCAAAUAG
Ogataea parapolymorpha DL-1 is the source of this 849-nucleotide messenger RNA. RefSeq lists its product as uncharacterized. Gene Ontology annotation, biological process: mitochondrial electron transport, cytochrome c to oxygen. The transcript has a single exon. The record is from RefSeq and is a predicted model, not a curated record. Bases 1 to 849 code for a protein of 282 amino acids. Lineage: Eukaryota; Fungi; Ascomycota; Pichiomycetes; Pichiales; Pichiaceae.